Microplitis mediator is the source of this 1795-nucleotide messenger RNA. RefSeq names its product transcription initiation factor IIA subunit 2 (gene TfIIA-S). Gene Ontology annotation, biological process: RNA polymerase II preinitiation complex assembly; transcription initiation at RNA polymerase II promoter. The coding region runs from base 205 to 546 and encodes 113 amino acids. Gene Ontology annotation, molecular function: RNA polymerase II general transcription initiation factor activity; TBP-class protein binding. The record is from RefSeq and is a predicted model, not a curated record. The transcript is spliced from 4 exons. Lineage: Eukaryota; Metazoa; Arthropoda; Insecta; Hymenoptera; Braconidae. Gene Ontology annotation, cellular component: transcription factor TFIIA complex.
ACAUUAUUUUCUUGAGCCUUCUGCCUUCUACCUGUUUCUGCCUUCAUCUAAAUCUAAAUAAUUAUUAUUUUAAAUAAAUAAAUAAAUAAUUCUAAUAUUUAUUAUUAAUUAAUAACCGAAUUAUUUAAUAACCUGACAUAAAUUUUAAAUCGUAUAAUAGUUUAAUUAUUUAUUAUUAAAUUAAAUUUAUUGUAAAGAAACAAAAUGUCUUAUCAAUUGUACAGAAACACGACGUUAGGAAAUACUCUACAAGAAAGUUUAGAUGAAUUAAUACAGUUUGGACAAAUUACACCCCAACAUGCUCUAAAAGUUUUAUUACAAUUUGACAAAGCAAUCAAUCAAGCAUUGGCGACACGUGUUAAAUCACGAUUAACAUUCAAGGCUGGAAAAUUAAAUACUUAUAGAUUUUGUGAUAACGUAUGGACUUUUAUGUUGAAUGACGUUGAGUUCAGAGAAGUACAAGAAGUGGCUACCGUUCGUAAAGUUAAAAUAGUCGCUUGUGAUGGAAAGGCAUUAGAUACAGCAGAUGCACUGGCAAGACGAUAACACGAAUUGUUUUUGACAAAAUGGGCAACUGGCGUUAAUUCAUUAAGAUUUAUAACUAAUAAGUAAUUUUUUUUUUCUGUUGAUAAUGUUAUGACUAAUUAGCAAUUUCUUAUUAUUAAAUUUGUAUUAGGUUUAUACAUAUAUAAUAUUCAUAACAAAACUAAUUGAAAACAUGAUCCUGAAGUUAACAGACAAUUGAAAAUUUUCGGAUUUUUUUUUUAACAAAUUAAAGUACAAAAAAAAAAAAAAACUGAAAAUAUGCACAUGUAGAAAAUUUAAAAAACUGUAGGUGCAAUUUUUUUAAAUAUUUUUUUUUUUGUAAUUUAUCGUGUUUAGAAAAAUCUAAAAGUCAUUAGACGUUGGCUAAAUCAUGAGUGUAAAUGUAGCUGACAAUUUUCAACUUUUUGAAUUUGAAAAUAAGUGAAUCAAAUGUGAAUCGAAUUCAAUUAAAAAAAUGCGCAUUUAUAGAAUUUGAAUAUCAGUAUGUGAAUUUUUUUUUAUAUUUUUGAUUGUUUAAUUCGUUUAUUCUUAAUUUGAAAUUUUUCUCAGAUUACAUUCGCACUCAUGGUUAAAUUCAGUAUCAUAAAAACAGACUUAUCAUCAACCCAACAAUUUAAUGCAGUACCCCAAUAUUUAUUAUUUUAAUUUCAAUUUAAUAUAAAAAAAAAAAAAUAACAAUUAAAGGAUUGCAGUAAUUUGUUAUUAAUUAUAAAACCGUGAAAAAUUUCGUAUCAUUACACUUAAUUAUAAAGUACGUUUAUUAUAAUAAACAAUUAAUAUUAUUAUUAUAAUUAAAAAAUUUGUUAUUUGUUAACAAAAAUACUGCGGGAAUAAAUAAAAAAAAUUAAAUAUAUGUAUACUAACUUAUUUAAGGGCCAGUUUUUCAAACCGGGUUUAAAUUAAUAUUGCUAGUGAUCUAUCGAUAUACAUGAGUAAAUGUAAUUGACAAGUGUCAAUUUUUUAAAUUUUAAAAUGAAUAAAUCAAAUGUAAGUAGAAUAAAAUUAAAAAAUGCGUAUUCAGAUAAAUGUAAGAUCCGCACGCGCAUUUUUUUAAAUUUUAUUUUAUUUAAAAUUUAUAAACUGUAUCAUGUCUACUACAUUUACACUCAUAGAUAUACCAGCAAUAAUAAUUCAAAUUCGAAUAAAAAAUUCACCAGGUUUAAAAAACCUGGCCCUAAAUUAUAUUAUUUUAUUUAAAUUUAAUGUUAAAAAAUAAUUAAUAUCAAAUUUUAAUGAGUGUGAAUGUAGC